AUGAUCGUUAUUUUCGUCUUCGUCGUCGCGGAUGUGAAAAGGUAUUUUCCAGGCUGCUCUUGCCAUUUUUUAUGGUUUUUAAGUAUAUCAACGAGUAAAAAACUGUGAAUUUCCCAAUAUUAUAUACGUGAGAUUUGUGACACGGUGUUGGAAGCUGCGAUUAUAGUGGAAACCUUGGCAUUUGGGCAGUGAAAAUUACCCUGCUGCCCAGUCAGAGUGGACGAAUGUCUAAAGAUGGAUGUGAUGCUUUGACAAUUUAUUAAGUGCUUUGUUGCGCCUGACAAUCGAAAAAAGGAUUCCCGUAGUGUUAAAAACGUAAGGAAAACUGUAAGUCUGCUACUGGGUGAUCAAAUAAUUUCAAGUGAAAGUGCAUCCUUUUGUUGCUUGGCUGUUUUUUAUUUGGAUUUUCUUUCAUUCCAUCAUCAUCAUCGUCUGGUGUUGAUUGGUAUCAUCAUUGUCGUUGAGCAACAGAAGAAAGACAAGAAGAAAAAUCUGCUUGCAAAAGUUACGUCGGUCGUGUGAAACCAAAACAAAAGCGCCAUUCGAUUCGGCUACUGCUCUUUGAUCUCAUUGCUUUCGUGUGCGGGUGGUGAUUGCAACUUUCACAAAGCAGCUGAUUGAAGAUUCGCCAGACACAGAUAUGGAUUCCUGCGCUGCCGUUGAGAAGGAAGUUGACAAAGUUAUUACCAAAUUUUCCGCCAUUAAUGAUCACUCACAGCGCAUAAUUGGGGACGUUAUUUUCCUAAUUGAGAAGCUACGUUCUUCUAUAGAGGAAGUUCCAGCAGAUGAACAGCUUACACCGGGACAGGUAGAUGUUCUGCGUGAUGCGAUUUCCAAAACAAAAGACAAACUUCAACGUUUGACAACGGAACACCGUGAUCUGCAUGGCACGGUCAGCAAGGUGGGAAAAGCUAUCGAUCGUAACUUCGUAGGUGAUUUCACUGCCACUUCCCGUAACGAUGUUCUCCAAACGGAACGAAACCUGACCUUGCUGAACAAGAUCAUGGCUCAGCAUUUCUACCGUCAAGGUAUGGACGAUGUAGCUCAUGCCCUUAUCAAAGAAUCUGUUCUCCCGGCCGAGGAAAUCACCCCGGAGCCUUACGCCGAGCUACACCGCAUAUGGGAGGCGAUUCACAAUCAUGACCUAGGACCGGCCCUGGAGUGGACCGCACGUUACUCGAGCAAACUGAGCGUUCGUAAUAGCUCCCUAGAAUUUAAGUUACACCGAUUAGCUUACAUGCAGAUUUUAAACGGAGGUAUCUGCGCUCAGGACGAAGCGAUCAGCUAUGCUCGAGACAAUUUAGCAAAGUUUGUCGAGCGCUUCGAAAAAGAAAUUCAAAUACUGAUGGGAGCGUUGAUCUACCUUCCUAAUGGUAUUCAAAACUCCCCGUACAAGUAUCUGACCGCACCGGAAAUGUGGAUCGAAGCGGCCGAUGUGUUCCUCAAGGAUGCCUGCACAUUGCUCGGUAUCAACAAAGACUCGCCACUGUCCGUGAUUGUGAACGCUGGAUGCACUGCCCUACCGGCGUUGCUUAAUCUCAAGCAAGUUAUGAUGUCGCGCCAGGUGACAGGCAUUUGGAGCGGUCGUGACGAACUGCCGAUUGAAAUUGAUCUCGAUCCCGAAAAUCGAUUCCACUCGAUUUUUGCUUGUCCGAUUUUGAGGCAGCAAAGUUCCGAUGAUAAUCCACCAAUGAAGUUGAUUUGCGGUCACGUAAUUUCGCGCGACGCUCUGAGUAAACUCAGCAACGGUCCAAUAUUGAAGUGUCCCUACUGCCCGAUGGAGCAGUGCCCGUCGGAAGCGAAGCUGAUCUACUUCUAACCGAUUCGAUAGAAGGAUCUGAAUAGACAGUCAUGUGCUACUAACGAGUCGAACUGAUGGACACGCCGCUGAAUCAACCUGUCUAGAAAUAUUAUAUAUGUAUAGAACCAGUUUUUUAUUCGUUAUAAACUCCACUAUUGAAUAGGAUUCAUCAUAACGCAAUAGUCAAGAAAAAUAAGUAAAAACACCGUCUUCUGAGAUCUAUCUGAGAUAUUAUGUUACAACUCUUUUUGGUAAAAUGUACCGCAAAACGGCAUAUACCAAGCAAUCCUAUUUUCAAUAGCAUACCUAUUCUACAGAAGGUUUCGUGCACUUUCAUACUGAUGCGACGAGAAGUUUUACACUUCAAAAACAAAAAUCAUGUAUACAUUUACUCUACUAUAUAAAAAACAGCUGAAGCUAAUUGAUAUGAAAAUAAUCUGAAUAAUUCAUUAAAAAAAAGAUUUAAUUCGGAAUGAGAGCACUACUCGUAAUAAAUUUAUUGAGUUAUCUGAGCCAAACUUUAUAAAAUCACUUGAAACUUCAAAAUUUCUUUUAUUUUUUUAUCAUUAUUCAUCAAUACUAACAUAGUAAAUUCUUUGCUGAGGUUAUAUGAUUUAUCGUAGCAUGAUAGUUUUUCAAAUAAAAUUAUUUUAUUGUUUGCGUUUUUGCAAUGAAUAUAGAAAACCUAAAUCUAAAAUUGAUUAUUGACCUUGUGUAAUGUUGAUAUUAUCUUCUGUGUAUACUCUUCUACGCAUAAUUGUUCUACGUUGCAUUUUGAUGGAAACUUCAAUCUCGAGUAAAUUUGUCCCAUAAUUUCAGAAUCGAAUUGACCUGAAAGAAAUAUCAUAUAAGUAUUUUGGGAAUCUAAUGAGCGUAGGCAACACUUUCCCAGAACAUUAUAUGGAUCUCAUCUUAUGUAGAUAACGUCUUUGGUUUUAUUUUUGCAACAGCUUCAUUUGUAAGUGGGACAAAUUGACUUGAGUUUGGAUUAGUUCCAUACAUAACAUAACACGGGACAAUUAUGCAUAAAAAGGCAGCACAUUGGAAGAAUAAUAGUUUGUGUGAUAAGAGUGGGUGUAGGUAACAGAAAAUUAAACAAAAUAAGAAAAACUUCGAAGUAAUAACAUUGAAACUUGAUUAAUUGAAAUAAAUGAUGGUUUUAUUUGUUCGAAAUGUGUUAAAUUGUGAACCCUGAAAAGAGAGCGAUAAAGUAACUAACGCAUAUUAUAUCAUACACAUUUUUACACAAUACACAAAUUAUACAGAUUGGGCAGAACAUUUGUGUAAAAAAGGAUGGAGAAUGAUUCUGAAUCAUAUUGAAAAUAUAUUGUCUUCAGCAGGAAACAGAACAUGUAUAUAAAAUUCAUCUGAUUAUUAAAAUUAGAAUAUGCAAAAAAAAACAA
This is a messenger RNA of Armigeres subalbatus, 3204 nucleotides long. It is a transcript of the gene Sou, whose product is annotated as E3 ubiquitin-protein ligase RMND5A. Gene Ontology annotation, cellular component: GID complex; cytoplasm; nucleus. Gene Ontology annotation, biological process: proteasome-mediated ubiquitin-dependent protein catabolic process. The coding region runs from base 641 to 1819 and encodes 392 amino acids. Gene Ontology annotation, molecular function: ubiquitin protein ligase activity; protein binding. NCBI's taxonomy places the organism in Eukaryota, Metazoa, Arthropoda, Insecta, Diptera, Culicidae. The transcript has 4 exons. The record is from RefSeq and is a predicted model, not a curated record.